Dermacentor andersoni is the source of this 2109-nucleotide messenger RNA. RefSeq names its product histone H3.3A. Gene Ontology annotation, cellular component: nucleosome. The record is from RefSeq and is a predicted model, not a curated record. Gene Ontology annotation, molecular function: protein heterodimerization activity; DNA binding; structural constituent of chromatin. NCBI's taxonomy places the organism in Eukaryota, Metazoa, Arthropoda, Arachnida, Ixodida, Ixodidae.
UGUUUGGACUAGACGGCGCGAGAGUCGAUCUGACCUACUUAAGAAGUUCGUUGCGGUGCGGUUUUUGUCAGGUUGUGCCGUUGGUGUGUGGACGCUGCAGUGUGAAUUCACGUAGGGCUCUCGUCUAAGGUUUCCUUUGCUCAGGCGUCUGUAUACCUUCGAGACACGGUUCGUGUAAGGUAACCCAGCCUUCAUCUCGACGCAUCAGCAAUGGCCCGUACGAAGCAGACCGCCCGUAAGUCCACUGGUGGCAAGGCCCCCCGCAAGCAGCUGGCCACCAAGGCGGCGCGUAAGAGCGCCCCCUCGACGGGCGGUGUCAAGAAGCCCCAUCGCUACAGGCCCGGCACUGUGGCCCUCAGGGAGAUCCGCCGUUACCAGAAAUCUACAGAGUUGCUCAUCCGCAAGUUGCCCUUCCAGCGCCUCGUUCGCGAGAUUGCGCAGGACUUCAAGACUGAUCUCCGCUUCCAGAGCGCAGCCAUCGGAGCUCUCCAGGAAGCCAGUGAGGCGUACCUGGUUGGUCUGUUUGAAGACACCAACCUUUGCGCCAUUCACGCCAAGCGUGUGACCAUCAUGCCCAAGGAUAUCCAGCUGGCCAGACGGAUCCGUGGGGAGCGUGCCUAGAGCUCCUCCGCAAAGGGACACUCCUUCUCUUCUUUUGCCCCGCUCGUCGUCCUUGCUCUACUCUCUCCACGUCAUCGUCAUCGCGUGCCUGUCCUCCUCCGUCUCGUCAUCGGUCUCUGCUCCCUUGUGGCAGCCAUGCGCUCAACCAGCUCCGUUGUCUAGCAGCAAGCAGGGUCCACACGCCAGUGCCACCUGGUGUCGUGUGGAGGAUGUGUUCACAUUGCUGUACGUGCAAGUGGCUGGUGUUCCUGCCAUUGCCACACAUGCGUACACCACUGCGUGCAGCUGCGCACCACCCCCCUCGCAAGCCAGAGGAAGUGCAGUGUGGACCAACGUCCCAGUGUUGUGGCCCUGCUGUGUAUUUAUCCCACUUUUGGUUGCGCCGAGCUGCCCCCACUUUGCAGACAUAUUACGUCCUCUGUACUUUUUUUUUUCUUGAGCUCGAGGUAGAAUUGGCCUGCACUCUGUAAAGUUCUUGGAGUCCAAAGUUUCUACUGCCUUGUCUCUGAGCUCCUUAGGUUUACAUUUCUGUUUUCAUUUCAUAAAUCAUGCCAUCGUGUAGUGUUGCAUUGACUGGUGGAGUGCGGACUGCAGCAGCUUUGCCACGUGCAAAAUGGCCCCAGCCACUGGGCCAGGGACACUGCUGCGUCAGUCGUCUGCUAGACCAGCUUGGGGGCCUGCUUGCAGAGAGGAUCUUGCAAAGCACCUGGCAAGCUGCACACGUGACGGCUGUGAAGGGUGUCUCCGCAAGGAUGCAGCAGUGUCCACAAUUCCUCUGCAAGUGGGCCCCUCUUUGCAAGUGCACAAACGCGUACUUAACAAAAGAAAAUUGGACCUUGCGCAGCUACCUGCUCCAUUUCUCCCUCCACAUUUGGAAUGGCUUAUCGAGGCAUUGACUGGACAAAACGGAGGGGAAUGAUGAUGGCCGAGGCCCUCGUGCUGGUCAUUAAGCGUGAUUCGAAAUGUACCUCUGUGAGGUGGGUGCGUUUUUUCUUUUCCAGCAAGUACAGCCUUUACAAACACUGCUCGGUUUAACAUGAGCUCUUUGUUUGUGAUCGGAAUGGUUUGCACGAGGGCGUCGCAAUCUCAAGUCUGCUCACAUUGCUUCAUUCACAAAGUUUUUGUCUACCACUGCCACGUUCCACCGUGCAAAAUCAGCCUUGUACACUUUUUGGUUUUCACAUGGUUGUAAAUCUUUAUUUUAUUCAGAGACUACUUUCCAGUCUCUUCAGCAUACUUUUUUUUCUUGCUUGCACCCCUUGGAUGGAAGUUGACUGUCAUCUGUGUACAAGCGUGUCAAGAGGGGCUAACUACAGCGGUUCAGCGUUUUUAAUAAGUGUUUGCAUAUCUAUCAGUAUCAUGUCACCGCCAUUACACCUUGCAUGUAGCGAUAGCUUGUCAAGCGACGGGUUGUAGUACGUUUGUCAACUCUGGUCUUCACCGUGAUUGAAACAAAAAGAAAUUGGAAUAAAGUGCAUCACAUUCCAA